Messenger RNA from Saccostrea echinata, 1120 nucleotides. RefSeq lists its product as uncharacterized. The record is from RefSeq and is a predicted model, not a curated record. The coding region runs from base 179 to 694 and encodes 171 amino acids. The transcript is spliced from 5 exons. Lineage: Eukaryota; Metazoa; Mollusca; Bivalvia; Ostreida; Ostreidae.
UAAUAUUUGUGGAUACGCAACUUGAUAAAAUUGACAGGUUAACUAAGAAAUUUCCCAAACCAUGAGGCGCCAUGUACUUGUGUCAUUGUUGACAAAGAAAAAAGAACAGUACUGAACUAACUAGAAAAAUCCUGGUCCAGUGCACCAAAAAAGCCCUCGUGGUUGGUUUGAAUGAAUUAUGAGGCAACACUCUCUCGUUUUUCUAGUGUUGGUGAUUCCUCUUCUUGUACCAUUAGACGCUUGGCUAUUUUGGAAUGAGAAUUCUCAAUGUCCAGCAAGAAAUGGUACUUUUCCGUACUACUUUGGCACCUCAGACCUGAGAUGUAUGGUGGCACAACCAAUAGAACACAGACGAUCCGCCUCUUCUCGAUAUAUCUGGUCCUGGACUCACAGAUUUAUCCAGUACAGGGGGAAGUACUUCGACUUUCUAGGCAAUUCAGAAGUGAAGAUAUCGAGCAGUCGACUGAACGGGCAUGUCUGCAGCGGACACAUGGAGAAGGAACCUGCAGGCUACAGUCAACUGAGUCUGCACUGUGUUGAGGGAUGUGCGAAAAAUUACCCCUGUGAAUACGGGAAAUACAAAUUUGUAUGGAAUAACUGUCAUCAGUUUACCAACAGACUUUCCGAGGUACUGUGUAAGAGCGGGAAUCGGUGUCCGUUAUGGUGUUUGAGAAAUUGUACAUUAGAGGGAUAAAGUUCUGAUUGAUUGAAUUGACUUCAUGAUUUUGACAACACUAACAUAAACUUUUGUUAUAAUAUGUCGUUCAACUUCAACUGAUAUCAAUUUUUAUUACUAGAUUGGCUUUGUUUAUAUUUUUCAUUGAGCAAAAACAAUUUUGUUGAUUAUCAGAAACACAUUACCUUUGCCCUGUAAAACUACUGUAAUCAAUAGUAGUCAGGCGAAUAUCAGACUGAAACUCCACUAUUUGAACAUUUCAUAUGAAAUUUGAAUAUUACACUUGCUGAAUAUUAGGAGAAAAAAAUAACUUUUAAACUUGUAUUUUGAAAUGAAGCUUAUUGAAAAGCAAUAGUAUCCCGUAUUGUUGAGAGCAUUGUCUAUUAUCGUUUCUAUCUAUAUCAGAUGACCGGGCUUCAGUUAUAUGAAUAUUAUACAACUUCA